Molecule: messenger RNA, 7947 nt
Organism: Hirundo rustica (Barn swallow)
Lineage: Eukaryota; Metazoa; Chordata; Aves; Passeriformes; Hirundinidae
Gene: C8H10orf71
Product: chromosome 8 C10orf71 homolog
Exons: 4
Coding region: 962-5572 (1536 amino acids)
Biological process (GO): positive regulation of calcineurin-NFAT signaling cascade
Cellular component (GO): Z disc
Source: RefSeq, a predicted model, not a curated record
CCCACCAUGAUCUCCGUUUGGUUUCCCCUUGCCUUAUAACUAUUUAAAUACAUUUUACUAUCUUCGGAUUCCUUGCUCAUUUCACUUCACCUGGCUGGGCAGGUCUGCACGGGCUCAAGGGUUAGCUCCUCCACUUUUAUUGUUUUAUUUUUUUAACAGUCAUCGUUUUUAUUAAAAUAAUCAUGUUCAGAGGAAGAGUCCGACACACAUAAAUAAUGAGAACUGCUAAUAGUAAGCAGGCUGCUCUAAAAUGUGCUGGGGCUUUGACUUAAGGGAAGAAAGCACAGCGCUGCAUUGUUCCUAUCAGGAAGCUGGAGCACAGAAGACUUAACAGGCCUGUUGGCAGGAUGGGGCAUUUGGAGGACAUUGGGAAAGGCAGUCCGGAGACCGGCUGGAAAUAACUGUUGGGUCUUUGCCACUGAACCAGAAAGGGAAAGGUAGAGACGCUUGUAGUCUCUGUUCCUCCCGUUUUUCUGCAUGUGAGGUCUUCAUCUUCCAGUGUUUGAAGCUUUGUGAUCUGAGCUGGAAAGGUAAGCGUUUCAGCUGGGGCUGCAAGAGGUUCACCUCCUUUGAGGAAAGGACACAGCAGGAUACAGAACACCCAGUCAUUAGCUAGAGUUCGCUUAGGAUCAAAAAAAUGCUGAAGGUCAGAAACAUCCUGGGACACUACUUCAGUCGUAUCAACAUCACUGGACAAUUUCUACCUCCUCACUAAAGAUGGUCAGAAAAGCCAAAUACAAGUAUGAGAGUGAGUUCUAAAAACAAGCAGCAAAAUUAUAAGGCAGAGAAGAAAGAUUCCUUCAGCUAUUUUGUAAAAUGAGUCAAUGUGCAGCAGCACCAUCUGGAAGAAUUGCUCUGUGCUUGUGAAUUGCAAACAGCUGGGUCUGCCUCACAAAGUCACCUGCAUAUUCAACACCUGAAAUUAAUCCUUUGGAUACUUCACCCAUGACUCUCAUGAACAAUGCAGGGAAAUAAGAAACACACAGAAGGACAUAGUGAUUCCUCAAGUAUUGGGAGUCUUCUGGAUGACACAGACAGAGAGGUGAGCAGCCUCACAGAUCGGGCUUUCAAAAGUUUGUGUGUAGCAGAACUCGAAGACCCUUACAAUGAACCAGAACUUUCCAUUUCACCUGACUUUGCCCUCCAGUUGUCUGCUAAAAUUCACUCAGGGACAUUAAACCAUGACAUCAAGAAAGGCAAUGUCUGUGACAAGCUAACAGCAAGGAACAAUGAACAUACUAUAUGGGCUUCCACAUUCCAGCGGUUACCGAAGUAUGCUUCAGAGGAGAACUGGAUUGCUAAAAACAACACCUUUGCCACAGAAAAGAAAGCAAAUUUGCCAGUCCCUGGUCCAAGAAAUAAUAAGCAUGUUUCAAAAGUGUCCUCAUUGAUUAAGACAUUUGAUAAGACUGCAGACCAAGGGUCAGGAAGUUCUCUGAUAGCAAAUAAACAGCCCAUUAAGAAUAGCUUUCAAAAAUAUAAAAUAAAUCAUGGCAAUGACAUUGCUUCCUGGGAUGAUACAGACAUUUUAAGCAUCCACAAGGAACUUUCUGAAUCUUCUAAGGCUAGUCAAGGUAGCCACUGUCUCAGUGGCAAACAUGAGCCACAGAGAAGACCUAAUAAAAUAGACCUGAGUUAUGGGGAUUCUGAUGGUUAUUAUCCUGUGCUGAUCGAGAUGUCAAAAGUAGCCAAGUCAAAUUUUUCCCAUUCUUCUAAGAAGGCUUUAAAAAACAGAAACUUGAAAGUUAGUGAGCCAGCAAAAAAAGGUAGUUUUCUUCACAGUGAGAAUAGUGCUUUUGAAUCAUGGAAUGUUCAUAAUAAAAAAUUGACAGAAAAGGAGGAAUUUGUUGACACAAAAAUGAAAAAGGAAGGUCUUACAUGCCUGGAAGAAUCACCAUUUGUUAAAGUACCCCAGACAUGUGAAUAUAGAUUGUCACCUGUCAUAACCACUCUUGCUAAGAAGGAAGAGAAUGAUUUUCAGAUGAUGCCAACUCUACAAGAAGCUUCUUUCUCUCUCCGAGUUGUACCUCAGGGUCUUCUCCCUCCAGAAACCAAAUUUCCUGCUGCUUUCCCUCCCACACCUCCCCCUAGGAACCAUGUACACCAGGGUCCCCCUCGGCCACUCCCCUCCCCACCAGCUCUCCCUCUCCCACCCCCCUCCCGGCCCGGCCAUCCCCCAACACCCCCUACCCCUGAAGCUCCUCCUGUGCCACCACCCCCAGUGCCAGCUCGGCUUUCCCCCACUGCCUUGUCCCAAGCCUCUGUGUCACCCCAGUCUGUGUCCUGUAGGAUGGUUUCACCCUCUCUCAGGUUUGAGACACCCAGUCCGCCUCCACCAAAACCCCAGGCCACCGUAACUGAAGAGGAGUCCCACAGCCCCCAGCCGGGCGAUACCUGCCCACCCUGGAGGAGACAGAGGGCAGCAGGGAAGAGACGGGCUGCAAAGGACAAGGUCACAGGCAGCCACAAGACCUCAUGGUCUGAAAAGGUGGCCGGUGCUGACCCUGGUCAGCAUGUGAUUCCUCUGGCUAAACAGGCACACUCCCCUGGACCCAUCAGUCCCUCUUUCAACAUCACCGAACUCCUAACGCCUGUCAUACCGCCAAAACAGGAGGUGGACGCUGUUGAAAGUGAGCUGAUCCCACUGACAGCUCCUCCCACAGAGAGCACAGCCUCAAGAGACCAAGAGGAGAGCACUUUAGACGAUUACAGGUCUUGGGAUAGUUACAGGUUGACAGCAUCAAGUCUGUUAUUUAACUUAAAGGAUGUGCGCAAACGUGUUAAAAGCAUUUAUACCCCUUCUCCUCUGUUAAGGGCCUUGGAGGAGAAAAAUAAAACUAGGGAAAAUAUGGAGGAGAGUACAAAAAUGAAUGCCUCAUUCUCAACUUUGCACGACAAAAGUGAGAAAAAUAUUACAGAGAAAGAUGAAUUGAGUGAUAUAGCUUAUGUAUUGUCUAGCAGUGUUCAUGAAAAGGACAGUAAAACUGAUUUAACUGGACGCUUCACAGGUAACCACCUGACUUUGAGUUCACCCCAGACAACAGAAGACCUUCCAUUUUACCAAACUGGAGACAACAUGCAUCAAGACAAUUCAAAACACCAAGAUCUGGUUAAAAACGCAGAGGAUAAUGAAAAUUUCCCCUCGUUCAGACAUGAAUCAAAUGAACCUGAUUUAGGAAAAUACCAGCAGCAUCCAGCACAGAGACCAUUCAGUAGAGACAAUGUAGAGACAAAAGCUGGACAGCCUGUGCAAAAUCACAGUGUCCAGGGUGAGGAAAAUGAAAGACAAGCUACUAUUCAGAAUGAAAAUGUUGCCUUCAAAACACUCUUAAACCAACUCUCACCAGAAGAAAAUGAACCUUACAGUGGCACCCAAACCAACGUUGUGGUAUCCGGCCAUGAAGCACGAGACAAAAGAAGCACUAGUUCUUCAGAGCAAUCCUUUGUCUCCACAGUGGAGCAGCCACUUCAGGAAGAGCCAUUUCUGCCCGUGCCCCUGAUGGAGCAGAUGUGCCUCCAAGAAAGCCAGAGGACUGACAGUGAAAUGGGUUCAGAAAGUAAGAAAAGACACAAGGAGAGAGGGAAAGAGGUUGGGGAAGAUGAAGAGCAAUAUUGUGCUUGUAUCAGCCCUGGUACUGGUACAGCAGAGAAGAGGGAGGGAAGUGUUACUGGGAAUGAACAGAGGAGCUUGAUGAAGGAGAAACUAGGGAGAGAGAAAAGAGAAGAGGCCAACAGCACAAAUUCUGCAUCUGAUGGUAUGAGAGACAUGUUCAUCCCCAGGUCUGAGGAACCACAAACACCAUCAUCUUCAAGCUCAACCAAACCCAGUCUGUUUAUGAUUAAAGAUAACACAUUCAGGUCGCCUCAGGUAAUAAAGGCUGUCAAGCUGCCCCUACUCCGGUCAUUUUCCUUGGAUGAUACAGUGAGCAGCAGUUAUAAGGAAAUGGAACGUAAGUUUAUGUCCCCAGCAGUUUACAACAAGCAGCACCGAAACAUGUUGCAUGCCCAGGAGGCUGGCUGGUGGGCAUCAAGGCACAGAGGGCAGCAGAAUGUGAGAGAUGGAGCAAUUGACAAAGAAAAGGAAGCCAGUGAGCCUGGAUCUACUUCAGUAACACUGGAUCCCAGUCUUCUGGAAGAUACAGAGAGCUUUUCAUUUGGAAAGCUGACAGAAGAAGAUGAAAAGACUUGUGAGUUGUUAAAUAAAUUUGGGAAAAUGAAUGAGGAAAGUGUCUGUAGAAGUAAAAAGAAGCCAAUGAAGGCAAGACACAGCUUAGCACAGCCAAUUAUAGGUCUUGAUAAUGACCAAGCACAAAACAACCCCAGCCAUCCUUCAGAAAGAAAGACAAAUUACUUUAAGAAUCAUCAUUUGUCUAACCGCAAAGGGGGCUCUUGUGCAAAAAAAAUAAUCACUAGGGAGACAAUUUCCCCUGUGCCCGGCUCCAUAUUAGAGGACCACACAUGUUCUUCUGUAUCCAAUGAUACUUUGGAGGACAUCCUGCACACAGAAGGUGCACCUGUUUUGUUAGACAAUCUUUCAUGCUCUGCUGUUACAAGCCCCAGGUCAGGAAGCACGAUGCACUCUCUUGCUGCCAGUUCAUUUUCAGACAAACCAAGUACUUCUGGCCUUCAAGAGACAGAGGAUGUUACAAAUCCUGCCUUGUUGAACAUGGCACUAGAGAGGCAAGCUUAUAUGCCUGCAGAAGAGAGAAUCGAUUUUGCACAGAGGAAUCUGCUUUUUGAUGUUCCAGGGGAAGAUGGGAGACUGGAGCCCAGGGGACUUGGUGGGAGACCGGCAGGCAAGCCACCCACUGUGCCACCAAAAACAGAAAAGGCUCUGCGUCGGGCUAAAAAGCUGGCAAACAAGAGGAAAAAGGUGCAAGAGCAGCAGAAAAACCAUCAGACUGAGCACACAGAUGCUAUAGGGAGAAAAUCUACUCACUCUGGAGAGACAACAGUACCUGCUUCACCCUUAGGAUAUUCUCCCUUUCAUCCUCCCCUUCACUCAACUUUUACUCCCACAGAAACCACUGGGAAAUCUAGACUUGCACCAGCAGCAAGUUCUUCACCCUCUUCAACCCAGCGGAAACUCCUCCAAGACCCUGACUCUGGUCAAUACUAUGUAGUUGAUUUACCAGCCGAAGUUAAUUUAAAGACAUUUUAUGACCCAGAAACUGGCAAAUAUGUUCAAGUCUCAGUCCCUUCUUUGGAACAGAACUUACACCAGUCUGCCUCUUCAGAAAUUAAGAAUUCUCCCUAUGCCUCCUACCCUAGAGUGCUGCCUUUACCAGCCUCAUCGGUAGCAGUGCUGAAAUCACAUUCUCAACUCUCUGAACCUGCCUGGUCAGUGCCCGCUGGACCAGAACCAGCUGAACUACCUGAAGAUGACCAGCAGGACUACAGAUACACUGAGUCUGUGGAUACUCAGCCCUACACUGAACCAGCCUCCUACCCCUACCAUCAAGAUGCUGGAGAAACUCAAGUUCACUUAGGAAAGGAUGUGAGCCCAGCCCAACAUCCUGGCAUUGUCACCCUCACCAAUUUAGAUGAUUUUGCUGCUGAAGGAGUAUCUUGAAAACUGAAGUAACAAAACAUGCCAGCUAGUGUUUUUAAGAACUGUUUGGACAGACAUAUGCACAAAAAAGCACAUGCAGAUUUGAUAUUUGUACAACACUUUGUCUGAAUCUCAUUGUGGUUUGGGUUGGAAAGGAAACAAAAGCUGUUCAUGUUGAAAGAUGCAAGGUAAUGACCACUCUGAAGAAAAAAGAAAUUGAGUAAGCACCAAAUUAUCAGUGAGAUGAAGGGGCAAUGCCAGCUAGACAAAUACAUUUGACAAUGUGAAGCCACUGCUUGCUGCUGCUGCUGCUGCUUUGUCAUUAAGAAGGCUGGGAUAGCCAAAGCAAGUGUCCUACUGCCCAGAUGUGUUGCAUGAUACAUGACACAAAAUAAAACCUGUGAGACCAUCCUAUGCAUCCUAUGAGACCUGGAACUGAUGCUGCAUCUACUGAACUUUCCUCACUCACUGCCUUUGAACUAUAUUGACAUGUAGAAAGUAUGUGGCUACAAAUAUGCCAUAUAUGCAAGAUCAGUUUUUUGCACUCAUUGAUUGCCCUGAUGUCAUUGACAAGAAUAUUGUAUACUGGAUGCAUGAUGCAACAGCCAUAUUAAAAAAAAAACCUUUUAAACAACCAGAAUACUGUUGCAGCUGCUCUAGACUUCUCAUAUACUUCUGCAAUGCCCACUAACAUGCUGCUGAAUCCUUUAUAUUUCUUGAUAACAUCCAAAUAGGUUCCCCCAGAGUCAGGGUUUAUUUAUAAUGCAACUUAAAACUUCAGGUUAUCUUGAUACUUGGCCUGAAAUAUUUUGAUGAGAAGCAGGUUGAAUGAAAUCCCACCACAGUAUUUAAUUGUUUGUUAGGACAAAACGUUCUUCGCUAUUGUAAUUGAAAUGUAUUUUGUUUUGUUUUCAGGCUCCCACUGAAACAUGGAACUAACUUUUAAAACCUAAAAAACGUACCUAAGUUUGAUCUUGUGAAUUCUGUGAUUUAAUACAAACGAACUAUUCAGAACGCCCAAAGUAUUAAUGUCUAGAAAAGUGCUUCUUUGAAUUAUCACUUUUCUUUGAAAGACCUGUAUGAAAAUAUCAUCCCUGCAUAAGCUCUUUUUUAUCAUCAUAGUUACUGAGGAAACCUAGGUGAAAAGAUGGAAAAAUUGAAUGUAUUGUGCCUGAUUGUAAAUAUCUAUAUUCGGCUAUUGGCCUAGUUUUUUCUGUCUCAUGUUCAUACUCUCUUCCCUAGUUACAACUGAAGUGCAGAAGCUCUAAGAAUUAUGCCAGUGACACACAGGCAAAUUUUACAGGAAUUUUUUUCAGUGAAGCAGCUCUUGAUUUCCUGAAAAGACAGGGAUGAAUCAGGCCUUUUGUUAAUGAAUACAAUGUGGAGACAGGACACAGGCACUGCUCCACUCUCCCAGUGCUAAUAUUUAUGACAGAGCUUUUCUUCAGUAAAUUUCCCAGGAGUGAAGCCUCUCUUGGGACAUAGACCCACUCUGUGGUUUUUCUCCUUCCUUAAUCUGAAUUCAGCUCUCAGCCUUUCUCCAUUCCUGACAAGGGCCAUGUGUUCACAACCUGUCCUGGUCCCACCAGACAGUUCCUUUCAUCAGUGCCACUUACUGAAACAUUUCUCUUAGACAAACACUAAGGGCAUCACUUCAUUGAUUACAGUGGGGUUUGCCUUUAGCCUUUAAUGAUUUUCUAAGGUUCAUUUCACCUCUUAGGCAUUUUGUGAUUUGGUAGGUUUGAUUGCAGCAGAGGUGUGGGUUGGAAAUGAAGAAGCUUGUACUGGUAUGGUUUGGGUUUUAAGCAUAUUCAGCCAAAUGCUCAUAUUUGAAUAAACGUUUAUUGUUCAGUUUUCCAUCCUGGAAGGUUUUCAACACCUGACUGAAUAAAAUCCUGAACAACCUGGGCUGUCCUCAGAGCUGACCCUCCUUGAGCAGGGGAUUCACCCAGAAUUCUCCUGAGAUCAGCCUGAAAUAUCCUGUGAUCUUGUUCUGAAAACAUUAAAAUUUAAAUGAACUUUGGCUUGGAACUCACAAAUGCAGUCUCCCCUGAGAUAAAGCACAUUUUGAAAGAUUUGGGGUUUUUUUUAACUGAAAAUCAAGAGCUUUUCAGGAACAAGAAUUCAUUUUCAAGUUGGUAAAUUAAGGGAAGUGGCUCUUACUGUAAACACUUCUUUUAGUCACAAAUAUUUUGUAAACUGAUGGUGCUAUUCAUGUUGCACUUCUCUGUUGCUGUCACUCUAUACAGCAUAAUGUCUAUCCAGUAUAGAGCAGCAUCUCAUCCACAUGUUAAAAUACAGAUAAAUAGAUCCAUUAGAGUUUUCCAUGGUGCAUUUAGACAAAACCUAUGAAAUCUUAAAGCCUAUCAGAAUGCACAAGCUUUUUUUUUUUUUUU